Molecule: messenger RNA, 378 nt
Organism: Fonsecaea erecta
Lineage: Eukaryota; Fungi; Ascomycota; Eurotiomycetes; Chaetothyriales; Herpotrichiellaceae
Exons: 1
Coding region: 1-378 (125 amino acids)
Source: RefSeq, a predicted model, not a curated record
AUGCCUCCGCAGCAGGAAAGAUGGAUGAUCUGGAACGACAGCCCGCACCACUAUUGUUAUGAACGAUCCCUGUUCUUCAACCUCGACGAAGACCCCUCUGCUGAUAGCACGAAGGAUUUCGUGGUGUUGGGGAAGGGUGACGUCGUAAUCCCCAUCAUAGGAAGCGCAAAACUCACCGCCAUCCGCCUCCGAGAUGUUUUCUACUACAAGACCGACAACCCACGAAACAUCAUCAACCUUAAAGCCCUGCAGCAAGACUAUCCUAAGUUGGUCCUGAGUCAGACUGUCAAGAUUGGGACCCACGGCACUGCCAUUGAGCAUGUCGAUGAGCCUGGAAAGGCGCUGUUUAUUGUGGACGAGUACGAUGCCGAGCGUUAG